Messenger RNA from Lonchura striata (white-rumped munia), 2306 nucleotides. It is a transcript of the gene TM9SF4, whose product is annotated as transmembrane 9 superfamily member 4. NCBI's taxonomy places the organism in Eukaryota, Metazoa, Chordata, Aves, Passeriformes, Estrildidae. Gene Ontology annotation, biological process: protein localization to membrane. The record is from RefSeq and is a predicted model, not a curated record. Gene Ontology annotation, cellular component: membrane.
AUGGCGAUCGGCCCCGCAGCCAACCGCGCGCCGCUUCCGGUGGCGUCAGCGCCGACACGUGGAUCCAAGAUGGCGGCGGCGAUGGAAAGGCUGAGAUACGUGCUGGGCCUGCUGUUGUUGCUGCACAGCACAGACUCGUUCUAUGUACCUGGGGUGGCUCCCAUCAACUUCCACCGCAAUGAUCCCGUAGAAAUAAAGGCUGUGAAGCUGACAAGCUCCCGGACCCAGCUGCCCUAUGAGUACUACUCACUGCCCUUCUGCCAGCCCAGCGAGAUCACAUACAAGGCUGAGAACCUCGGUGAGGUUCUUCGAGGGGACCGAAUUGUAAAUACACCUUUCCAGGUUUCCAUGAAUGUGGAGAAGAAAUGUGAAGUUCUGUGCAACUUUCCCAACAAGCCAGUCAUCCUGAAUGUGGAGAAGAGCAAGCUCAUCGCCGAGCGCAUCAGGGAGGAUUACUACGUCCACCUCAUUGCUGAUAACCUCCCUGUGGCAACACGGCUGGAGUUUUAUUCCAAUCGUGAGGAAGAGGAGAAGAAGAAGGAGAAGGAUGUGCAGUUCGAGCAUGGAUAUAGGCUUGGGUUUAUGGAUGGUAACAAGUUCUACCUGCACAACCACCUCUCCUUCAUCCUUUACUACCACAGAGAGGAUGUGGAAGAGAGCCAGGAGCACACCUACAGGGUGGUUCGCUUUGAGGUGAUUCCCCAAAGCAUUAAACUGGAAGACUUGAAGGCUGAUGAGAAGAGCAUGUGCACCCUGCCUGAAGCCACGGGCUCUGCCCCUCAGGAAAUAGAUCCUACUAAAGAGAACCGGUUGCUCUUCACCUACUCUGUGCACUGGGAGGAAAGUGACAUUAAGUGGGCUUCCCGCUGGGACACGUACCUGACCAUGAGUGACGUGCAGAUCCACUGGUUUUCUAUCAUUAACUCGGUUGUGGUUGUGUUUUUCCUUUCAGGGAUUCUCAGCAUGAUCAUCAUCCGGACUCUGCGGAAGGACAUUGCCAACUACAACAAAGAAGAUGACAUUGAAGAUACCAUGGAGGAAUCUGGUUGGAAACUUGUGCAUGGAGAUGUCUUCAGGCCUCCACAGUAUCCUAUGAUCCUCAGCUCUCUCCUGGGUUCUGGAAUUCAGCUCUUCUGUAUGAUCCUGAUUGUCAUCUUUGUUGCUAUGCUGGGGAUGCUGUCACCUUCAAGCCGGGGCGCGCUGAUGACAACUGCCUGCUUCCUCUUCAUGUUCAUGGGGGUUUUUGGUGGAUUCUUUGCUGGCCGAUUAUACCGGACUCUGAAAGGCCAUCGAUGGAAGAAGGGAGCAUUUUGUACAGCGACACUGUACCCGGGUGUUGUCUUCGGCAUCUGCUUUGUCCUCAACUGCUUCAUCUGGGGGAAACACUCCUCUGGUGCGGUGCCUUUCCCUACCAUGGUGGCCUUGCUCUGCAUGUGGUUUGGGAUCUCCUUGCCCUUGGUCUACCUGGGUUACUACUUUGGAUUUCGCAAGCAGCCGUAUGACAAUCCUGUACGGACAAAUCAGAUUCCCAGGCAGAUCCCGGAGCAGAGGUGGUAUAUGAACAAAUUUGUGGGGAUCCUCAUGGCUGGUAUUCUGCCUUUCGGAGCCAUGUUCAUCGAACUAUUCUUCAUUUUCAGUGCAAUCUGGGAGAACCAGUUCUAUUACCUUUUUGGCUUCCUCUUCCUGGUGUUUAUAAUUCUGGUGGUAUCCUGCUCCCAGAUCAGCAUUGUCAUGGUGUAUUUCCAGCUCUGUGCUGAGGAUUACCGCUGGUGGUGGAGGACCUUCCUGGUGUCUGGAGGAUCUGCCUUCUAUGUGCUGAUCUAUGCUGUCUUCUACUUUGUGAACAAGCUGGAUAUUGUUGAGUUCAUUCCCUCCUUACUGUACUUUGGCUACACUGCCCUCAUGGUCCUGUCCUUCUGGCUCCUGACGGGCACCAUUGGCUUCUACGCAGCCUACAUGUUCGUGCGGAAGAUCUACGCCGCCGUGAAAAUCGACUGAAGCUGGAAUCCCCCAGCAGGAAUCAGACACCUCUGAACAUGUGUCCUCCCAGGAGGGACAGGGGCAUCUUCUCCCAGCUCUUUUUAAGGAAACAAAAAUCCAGUGGGAGAGUCACAAGAGAAAUAAUUAACUCCUCGAUUUGGAAUGUAACUUUGGCACAGUGUACAUGGAUUCUGGGCUACUUCUGCGGGGAAAAGGGGUCUGUAGAUAACUUACAUUUUAACUUUAUUAUCCUGUUCCAUAUUUGAGGGAGUUUUUUAGCAGAGAAAUAUCCCUCUGUAUAAGUAAACCCCCUUUUUGCUAAUCCA